AUGAGUGACUAUACCUUUCUGCUUGUAGUCAAUUUCAGAGCUUGCAGACGAUGAGCUGCACAACUUUGCGAUGGCUGCUGACAAGCGUUUGCCGCUGAGGGCUGUUGUCCUAUGCUACUAGGAAAAUGCGGGCUCGGGCUGCAAACUCCACGCACGGAGCCGGCGGCCGUGGUGGAGGUGUGGUCUUUGCGCGCGAGCCCGCCGACGCUGUCUAAUGGAGCGGUUGGAGCUAUUUGUAGUCGAAGAGAAUGCAUCAAGAUAAACAGCUUGUCUCAGCGCCUGGAUGCAGCCGCGGAGGCGCUCGCGCGGCAACCCCCUCUGGUGGUAGGGCAAGCGGCCAGCGGCGGACCACCUCGAAGCGGUUCGUCAUGGCGAGGGCACGGGCUUGGGACUGGAGGUGGGAGCAGCAGCAGUAGCAGUGGUAGUGGCAGUACUGGUGGGGGCAGCAGCAGGCAUGACGGGAGCCUGGAUGACUUGCAGCAGACGUCUGCGUUGCUGUGGGACCGGCGGCACUCCCACGCCGCAGCCAGCACCAGCAGCGCGGCCACCGCCGGCACAGCCUACAACCCGGACAUAGGGGAUCGCAUGAUGGAUGAGGGCUCUAGCAGGAAUGGUGGCGGCCUGUCUAGAGCUUGGCGGACAGCGCACGACCGGCGCGGCCGCGGCCGGUCAAGGCUUGCGGGCGGGAGCGGCUGCCUGUCAGCCGAUGAGGCGUGUGUGGAGCUGCGUCGGGUUGCGGCAUCGGCCCGAGUCAGAGAACCUUCACAGCAGCCUGGGGCCUCAGUAGCAGCGGCGGCGGCAGCGAUGCCAAGCAGAAAGAGCCGGCGCGCCGGGGCGCUCCGAGACCUGGUGUCGGAGCUGCAGCCGCUGCUGCCGCUGCUGAGCGCGGCGCAGCUGCAGCGGGUCUUGGAGGUGUUGGCGGAGGCGCGUCACACGCCCUCCGACACCUGGUUCCAUGACUACCUCGACGCCUCCGAGCGCCUGCUACCGCCGGCACCGCUGCCCUCGGCACAGGGAGGGGCGCAGCAACAGCACGCAUGGACUGCGGCCAGCAGCCCCACGCUGCCGGCACCGGCCAUAGUCGCUGACGCUGCUGACGUGUUUGGCAUGCUGGCGGCGAUGCGGCGGUUGCGGCUACGGCCUCAGCGGCCGCAGUGGACGUCUGCCGCGACUGCCGUGCUGAGCGCGAAUCUGCCGCAGCUGGCGCCCGCUCAGGUGGUGGAGCUGUUGUCGUGCUUUGCGGAUCUGGCGCUACAGCUGCCAGACGAACUGAUGGGUCGGGCCUUCGCGCUGCUACUGCCAGACGUGCCGCAGCUACAGCCGCCGCUGCUGGUGGACCUGCUGGCCGCGUGCAGCCGACUGCGCCGCCGGCCGCCGGCGCACGUAGAGGCGGCGGUGUGGCGGGCCCUUCAGCCCGAGGUGCUGGCGGCAGCGCCGGCGGGAGAGCUCUGCCGGCUGGCGGCCGCGGCGGCGGCGCUUGGGCUGCAGCCGCCGGCUGAUGUGCUGGCGGCGCUGGGGGCUUGCUCUGAAGGGCUGCUGCGGCAGUCGGCAGCAGCGGCUGCCCUGCUCGGUGGCGGCGCAAGCAGCGGCUGCCUCACAGUGACGCAGCUGUCGUGCUUGCUGCGAGACCUGAACAAGCUGGCGGUGCCUUUCCCCACCAUGGCCUGGUCGCAGCUGCUGAGUCAGUACCUUGAAGGCCUGUGUGUGCGUGCCUGCAGUGUGCAGCACGUGCCCAGCAGCAGCCACCAACCCGUCAGCCGCAGUGGGGCGGAGGUGUCUGUGGAGGCGCUGGCGUACCUGCUGGGCAGUGCGGCGCGCUGUCAGCUCGAGCUGUCGGAUGGGGCGAUGGCGGCGGCGGCCGCGCACCUGGAGGCCGGGCUGCGGCGCGUGGCGGGCCCUGCAGCGGCAGCAGGAGGCGCGCCACCAGCAGAUACGGCAGUAGCGGAGGCGGGCGGCUCGGAACCGCGACAGGGGCAGCAAAUAGGAGAAGCUGUCAGCCCGGAGUCCGAACAAGCUGCGGUUGCGCAGGACGCGGGCGCUGAGGGGGUGGCCGAGGCGGCGGAAUGUCCACCGAAGGCGUUGUCCACGCUGGCGGCUGCACUUGUGCCGUACGCAGCACGCCUGCCAGCAUCGCUCCUGGAUGCGCUGUACGUGGCGCUGGGGACAGUGCUGGAGCGGUUUGACGUGUGGGAGCUCACCAACACGCUGCAUGCGCUGCCCAGCCUCUGCAUGCCCGCGCCGCCACCCCGCCGCACCCGCCGCGGCAGCAGCCGCCUGAGCGCAGCCCCAUCGUCGUCACACACGCGGCCGGAGUCGGAAUCCGAAUUCAGCCCUGGUCUCAGCGUCAUCAGCAUCGCCGGAAUACCUGGGCUACAGGACCCUGAUCAGCCGCAGCAGCCGCGCCGGCCGCUGCCGCCGCCGGAGCUGGUGUCCUCCUACCUGUCCUGCCUGCAGGGCCGCAUGCGGCGGGCGGAGCCGCACCACCUGUCCAUGUGCCUGUUCGCGCUGCACCGCCUGCACGUGGCGCCGCCGGCCGCCUGGAUGCGCGCCUUCACGCUGCGCAGCUUCCAGCAGCUGCCGCACAUGAACGAGGUGCAGCUGGCGUCGCUGGCAUGGGUGCUGGCGCGCAUGGACUACAGGCCGCCGGCGCUCUGGGUGGAUGCGCUGCUGGGCGCGGCGGGCGGGCGGCUGUCAUGCUUCACGCCCAAGCACCUGGCGCAGCUGCUGUGGGCGGUGGGCAGGAUGGGCUACCGCCCCGGCGAGGUUUGGACGCAGCGCUGGCUGGGCAAGGCGGCGGCGGCGUUCCGCACCGCGGACGGCGUCACGCUGGGAGCGCUGGCGUGGGCGGCGGCGGGCGUGGAGGCGCGCGGCGCGGCGGGGCCAUGGCUACAGGAGCUGUCGGAGCACCUGGUCCGGCGGCUGCCGCACGUGCCGCCGCGCUCGCUGGCCAACACGCUGGCGGCGAUGGAGGCGCUGGGCCAUGUGCCGCCGCCCGCACUGCUGCACGCCGUGGCCGCCCACGUGCGGUCGCAGCUGCACCCAAGCAUAGCUGCUGCCAGCCCCGAGCAUGAGCAGCAGGGUGUGGGGAUGCAGCGGCGUGCGCGGUCGGGGCCGGGCAUGCCACUGCGCGACCUGUCCCUCAUAUGCCACAGCCUGGCGGUGCUGGGGUUGCAAGCAGACGCGGAGUGGGCGGCGGCGGUCGCGGGCGCGGCUGCCGGCUUCGCGGCGGCGGGCCCGGACCUGCGCGCCGCCUUCGACGGUGACGCCGAUGACGAGUUUGGCGGGCCCGUCGCACCUGGUGGCCCUAUGCGGCUGCCGCAGCAGGCGGCAACUGCUGAAGGCGAGGCCGCACGCACAGCGGCCGCCCACGGCGCUCAUGCACACCACCUGGCGCUGCUGACGGCGGCGCUGUCGCGGCUGCGGCACCCGCUGCCGCCGCGCGUGUGGCCGGUGCUGCUGCAGGGCCUGCUGUCUGUGCUACACGCCGCCGCGCCCGAGUCCCUGGCGGCGCUGCUGACGGCGGCUGCGCGGCUGCGGCUGCCGCUGUCGCGGGAGGCGACCGGCGCCCUGUUGCUGGCCACACACCGGCGGCUGGGGGCCAUGAGUCCUGCCUGCAUGGCGGCGGUGCUGCAGUCGUUUGUGAAGCUGGGUGUUGACCCCGGCGGCAGGUGGCUGGGAGCGAUGGAAGAGGAGCUGCGGCAGCGGCAGUGGAGGUGGGUGCUCGGCCGUAGCCGCGCGGCCGCGGCCGCCGCAGCCUCGGCGGCGGGCGGUCAGGACGGUGGAAGCAGAGAUGGCAGCGAGGGCGAGGAGGCGGACCAGCCGCAGGCUGCGGAGGGGGCUGCGACAGCCUGGAUGCUGCCGGGGCCGCGCGAGCGCGCGGUCCUGCUGUGGGCGGUGGUUACGCUGGAGACGGCGCAACCGCGGGGAACUGCGCCAGCCCUGGCGACUGCGGCGGGUGCAGCCAUGGCGGGCCGUGGGGGUGCCAGGCGGCGGGCGCCGCUGCUGCCGUCGGGUACUGCUGCGAGAGCCGGUUCCAAUGAGGACUCGGCCAGACCAGAUGAGGAGCCCUGCGCCCUGCCUAGCUGGGAGAUGAAGCCGCCCGCGGCGCGGCGCCAGGGGCUGCAGCACGACGGCCUCUUGGAGCUGCUGCUACUGCCGCCGUCGGCGGAGUUGAUGGCCGCGGCGGCGGCGGAGGCCGGCGCCGCCACUUCUUCGCCCUCAACCUCGCCGUCCUUCCCGCUGCGCCCACGCGACGCUGCCUCCAUGGCCGCCGCACAGGCGGCGGAGGGCAUGCUGCUGCAGCAGCAGCUGCGCUCCCUGUGCGGCGCUGACCUGGCGGUGGUGUGCUGGGCGCUGGGGCGGCUGCGGCUGCGGCCGCGCGGUCUGGUGCGGGCGCUGCUGCCCGAGCUGCUCCGCCGCCUGCGCUCAACCCAGCCCAAUGAGCCCAGCCCAGCCGCCGGUCCACCGGCGUCACUACCAGCGGCGGAUGCGACGGAGCCUGUGCCAGCGGCGGCGGCAGUAGCAAGGGGCCUGGGCCGAGGCCUACUGGACUCGCGGUCGCUGGCCACUGCCUGCUGGGGCCUGAGCUCCAUGGGGCUGUGGCCGCCGGUGGAGUGGCAGGCGGCGGUGGCGGAGGAGGCGCUGAGGCGGCUGGCGGCGGGGCAGCUGGCGCCGCGCGAGUGCGCGACGCUGGCUGCGGCGCUGGCGCGCUGGUCGCGGCAGCCGGCGUCACGGCGGCACCAGCAGGAGGAGGAGCAGGCGUCCGGCAGCAGCAGCGCGGCGGAUAGCGACGGCGAGGCGGGCGCUGGCGGAAAGUCGGAGGCCAAGGCGGCAGUGCGGCGGGUGCGGGCGGAGCGGCGGUUGCGGGCGGCGGUGCGGCGGCUGUCUGCCCUGGCUCUGGAGCACACCGCAGCUCGCCUGCCGGGCUUGUUGGCUCCCUUGACACCUGCACCUUCCCAGCAGCAGCAACAAGAACAGCAGCCGCAGCCGCAGUGCUACGACGCUCGCAGCCUGUCCUGGCUGCUGUGGGCCGUGGCGGCCCUGGGCUGUGUGCGGGAGCUGCCGGCCUGGUGGACGGCCGCGUUCCUGCCUGGCGGCCUCCGGCUGUUGGCGCAGCUGGCACCCAGCCACCGGGUGACGCUGCUGGACAGCCUGUCGCGGCUGGGUCUGAGGCCGGGCGCGGCGUGGCUGGAGCGCGCGGAGCAGGUGGCAAUGGACGGAGGCCUAACCGCCGCCAGCUCCUAUCGCGGACUGGCAGCAGCACUAGACCGCAUGGCGUCGCCUGCGGCCCACGCGUCAUCGCCAUCAGCGCCGGCGGUUUCUCCGGAGGCUGACGCAAUGCACGACGCCACCGCCAGCUAGGAGCUAGCCGGCAGCUGCAUGAAGGACGCGGUCGUGAUAGCUGCAGCUGGCAUCAGCUGUAGAUGGACUCAUGGCAGGCGUGUGCGAGGGCAGGCGGUGGCGCCGGCGGGUGCUUAUCCCCGACGCCGAACGCAUUGUAUUUUAUUUGUUUCAUUUUUGCAAUCCCAUCACACACACACAAGCAUGCAUGGUAUGCAAGCGCAUACCACUCAGUCCCCUUGUCCCCACAGGGGGGGGUGCAGCCCAGCCAUGCUGAGCCCCCCCAGCGCAGCGUUCCAGGGGGGGGGGGCGAAGCCCCCCAGGAACACCCCUGUCCGUGGCUGGUGGCUGGUGCGUCGGCAAAAGGAUGCCAAAGGCCCCCAACAUAGAGGCGUGUGCAAUUUGCGUGUGCUUAGUAGGCGCCCGCGUCAAGGUGGCUGGGUUGAUAAUGACCCGGGAUCAGCCCUUUUCCUGCCAUAAGGCAGCCACCUCCUUGUUGCAAUCCCACACAAGGAUGGCAGUGCACGACGUUAGCAGUGGCGGCUUACGGUGGCGGGCGCAUACACAGGGCAUCUUACACUCUAGUCUGGACUGACUUAAAAUUGCUGAUGGCUGCCGAGGUGCAGACGAGCUUGGUGCCCUGAGCGUUGACAGACAGGCGUUUUGGCACACGCUGAAGCACGACGGUCCGAAGGCCUGCGGCAGACCCACAAUCAGGCAGGCCGGUUUUAUUCUUUUGUCAUACAUUGAUCAUUACUAGCACAGAUCGGCAGGAUGCACUCUUACAGUUGUAGGUGUUGACAAUAGACCACAUCAUGAUAAUCUUUGACAGCAGCGCCGCUGGCUUUACAGCCUGGCGCAUGACCCCUCCUCCCCAUGUAACGGUAUCACCGGUAGCGAUUGCCACACGCGGCCUCACGAUAGCGCAUACAGCCCAUCCGAUUGCAUACCGUAUGCUGCACAUGUGCAGCUCGUGUCACAACCUGCUCACGACCACACGGCAGUAUUCACGCCCAACCAGUCACGAGUGCAGCGCCAUAUCUUUUGAGCCCAUACAGGGGGGGGGGUAGAAAGCUCAGAUUCUUACCCCAUGCUCAGAAUUACAGAGCUUUAGGAGAGCAUUAUGCACGUACUUUUAGUUUCUUAAGGGGGUGUCUGGUGAGGAAGUUCUG
Messenger RNA from Chlamydomonas reinhardtii, 6512 nucleotides. RefSeq lists its product as uncharacterized. Bases 586 to 5361 code for a protein of 1591 amino acids. Gene Ontology annotation, biological process: mitochondrial RNA processing; chloroplast rRNA processing; regulation of mitochondrial mRNA stability. The transcript is spliced from 5 exons. Gene Ontology annotation, molecular function: RNA binding. Gene Ontology annotation, cellular component: ribonucleoprotein granule; mitochondrial matrix. Lineage: Eukaryota; Viridiplantae; Chlorophyta; Chlorophyceae; Chlamydomonadales; Chlamydomonadaceae. The record is from RefSeq and is a predicted model, not a curated record.